Molecule: messenger RNA, 2604 nt
Organism: Pelobates fuscus (common spadefoot toad)
Lineage: Eukaryota; Metazoa; Chordata; Amphibia; Anura; Pelobatidae
Gene: TXNDC16
Product: thioredoxin domain containing 16
Exons: 20
Coding region: 140-2539 (799 amino acids)
Source: RefSeq, a predicted model, not a curated record
GCUCAUUUGAUGACGUCAGAUGCCGACAGCGAGUGCGACGGAGUCAGAGAGAAACAUGGCCGUUACCAAGGAGACAGCGCGCCAGGACCGUGCUGCCAUGAUACAAAACUUGUGAAACUGGAUCAUAUUGAAAGCAAAGAUGUCCCUUUUAAUCUUUUUACUUCUGUUCGUCCAUAUAUUUUCCCUAAUUUUAGCCAAAUGUCGCUUAUUGGAACUAACCUCUAACAAUUAUAUUAGCACUUUGCAUCCUGGGAAAAUCUGUCUGCUGUACUUCACUAAAUCUGCAUCUCCUGCAGACACUUCUUUCUUCAAGGAACUUGGCGAUUCUGUGGACACUCUUCACGAUUACGGCAUUUCGGUGGCCAAGGUGAACUGUGUGAAUGAAGAUUCUCUGUAUUACUGCACGAAGGAAAUCGCUUGUCUGUUCCGAGGAACCAAACUGUUAAGGGAGUUCCCUACCGACACCUUGUUUGACGUCAAUGCCAUUGUCGCAAAUGUUUUAUUUGUCCUGCUUUAUAAUGAAAUGAAAUAUAUAACGUCUACCUCAGAGUUUCAGGACAUUGAGAGCAACAUGAAAGGGAAGAAAAACAUGGUUUUCGUCUAUGUGCGAGCUAUCGGCAUACCAGAACACAGAGCUGUCAUGGAAGCCGCCUUUGUUUAUGGAUCUCUAUACCAGUUUGUGUUAACGACUGAAACUUCUUUACUGGAAAAUAUAAGCCGUGGAAGAUCAGACUUAGUUCCUGCAAAGCUCAUUUAUUGUCAUUGCAAAGCAGUAACGAGCCCGACCCACGAAUGUCAGAGAUCUUCAUCCGAUCAGCCUUUGAGUACCCUGAAUAUCCAUCGCUUUCUGAAACUCAUGAAUGCACCGCUUGUUGCUGAAGUGUCUGGAGAUCCUGAUAAAUUCACCAGUGUUCAUAUCCAGCUUGGCCUACCACUGGUCUUCAUUGUCUGUGAGAAAGAGACGUAUGACGCAGACAGAGAGACCGCAGAACAUGUUGCCUGGCAGCUGCUGGGGAAGGCGGGGGUGGCAACAUUAUCUAGGGACACGUCUGACCCGUACAUCCCGGGAAAUGUUAAUGUGGGUGUGAAGACAGCAGAAGAGGAUGCGCCCAUCCGAUACUUGCUUCUAGGGGAAUCCCAGGAAAUAAUAGACCUCAUCAAAAAUACUAAACACCAGAAAAAUGAGGAAUCUGCAGAAAAACCCAUCCAUGGCGAUCAAGAGACUCAAGAUGACGAGGUAGCCGAAGCUGUAUACAGAGACAGGAAGCGGGUGCUGCCCCUGCACUUAGUCCCUUCCCUAACAGCAGAAACAUUCAGGAUGAUGGUGACCAGCAAACCUCACUCAAUGGUUCUGUUUUACGCCAGCUGGGAAACUGUAUCGCUGACAUUUCUGCAGUCCGUUCUACAAAUGGCUGAAAAAUAUAAAGAUGCGUUGGACGUGAGUUUGGGAAGAGUAAACUGUGCCGAUAUGAAUGAUCUCUGUAAUGAACAGAAUAUCACUGACAUUCCUAUUGCCAAGAUUUACCAGUCAGGAAAUGACCCCCUGCUGUACACCGGAAUGAUGUGUGCCGAUGAACUCGCCAGAUUUAUCAUGCUGAGUAAGUUGGACCUCCCUCUGCGCCUGCCUACUAUGGAAGAUGCAGAAAAUUAUCUCUCUGCGGUUUUCCACAAGAAUAAUUUACCUUAUCACAGCUUUUCGGCUUUAGGAAUAUUCACUUCUCACACGGAGGAAGCAGUUGAUGCCUUGACUGAAGCUGGGAAAAGCCUGACUGGUUUUAUCAAUGUGGCCAUUUACUGUGGGGACCGAGCUGCUGCCUUGUCUGACAAGUUCGGCGUGUCUCCUCCAGCCAUCCUUUUUACCAGGAGCGAUGAUAAAACGACCUAUGGCGUUUCUCUCCAGACCUUGACGGCAGAGGAGAUUGUUCAUCUGAUCAAGUACCAAUCACUUGGAGUGUUUCCAGAGAUCACAGUGGAAAGUUUUCCUUCUUUCUUCACGCCUAAAAAGCCUUUACUGCUUUUAUUCUCAGACGGCAGGAUUGGUCACCGUGAUGGAAAAUCGAUCUCGAGCUUGGUGCGAGGAAGGUACUUGGAGUCGUAUCGGACUGGCUGGAUCAAUCUAAACAACACACCAGUUGGGUAUGGCGUACUGAAGAGGUACUUUGGGUUCAUACCCCAACUGCCCGUCCUGGUUCUUAUCCAGUUUGAUGCUAGAAGUCCUGUAUUUGCUUUACCGUCAGACCAACAUCUCACUGAAGUCAACAUCUUAUAUUGGUUAGAAAUGAUCAAAGGAGGAGCUGAACUGCCCAUCUAUUCCUUAUUGAAGAAUGAAUGGAAAGCCCCUCUGCGUGAUUAUGAUUUCCUAGCCAUCAUGGAUGGUACAGUCCCAGACUUUGCUGCUCAGAAGAUCCCUAUUAAGAUGAAAUCACAGAAAGUUCCCACAGAGGGCAGAGAAGUACGACGCCCCUUGGCCAGUUUACGUGGAACGGGUCCAAGGUUCCCAGCAAAUGACAAGGAACCCAGAACUCAUCCAGAGUUAUAAUCCUAGUGACGUGCGGCUCCGUGAAUUCCCUGGAGAAUGUGAUGGUGUUAAUCAUACUGCCAGCU